Molecule: messenger RNA, 1341 nt
Organism: Closterium sp. Naga37s-1
Lineage: Eukaryota; Viridiplantae; Streptophyta; Zygnematophyceae; Desmidiales; Closteriaceae
Source: the annotation of a GenBank genome assembly
AUGGCUUCGCAGGACACCGUGUCAAGAAAGCUCGUUGUGCUGGGCAUACCGUACAGCAUGGACACGGAGGGCCUCCGCGAAUACAUGGAGAAGUUCGGCGCGCUCGAUGACGUCAUCGUGCUCAAGGAUCGGAGCACUGGGCGGUCUCGAGGGUUUGGCUACGUCACUUUCAGCCUCCUCGCAGACGCGCAGAGCGUGGCGCAGAUGAAGCACACCCUGGGAGGCCGGCAGCUGGAAGUCAAGACCGCCACGCCCAAGGAGGAGAUGUCCAAGGGCCCCAAGGUGUCGCGCAUAUUCGUCGCGCGCGUGCCCACCACCGUCACAGAAGACAGAUUCAAGAGGUACUUCGGAGCGUUUGGCAAUGUGACUGACUGCUACAUGCCCAAGGGCCACGGGUCCAACCCGCAUCGUAACAUCGGCUUUGUGACCUUUGAUGACGCAGCAUCGGUGGACAAGGUGUUGGAAGAGCCGCGGGAGUUGGAUGGAGCCACGCUCGCCAUCGACAGAGCCACGCCCAAGGACGAGGGGCCAAGGGGCGGAGGUGGAGGGGGGUACCGCGGGUCCCCAGCGCGCCCUUUCCGCGCGUACCCCCCGGGGGCCAUGGCGCUGCCCAUGUCGCCCUUCGACUUCAUGCCCCCCAUGGCCGCCUUCGCCUCCGCCUACCCCGCCUACCCCCCCGCCAUGCUCUAUGGCGCGCCCAGGGAGCCCGCCUAUGCUUCUGCGCCUCCUCCUCCGCAGGGGCAUGGGGGGGCGGGCGGGCAGGGGUAUGGGGGGGGAGGCGGGGGCAGGGCGGUGCACCCGACCAAGAUAUUUGUGGGGAAGCUGCCGCAUGACGCCACUGUGGGGGACAUUCGCGAGUACUUCGGACGGUUUGGGCCUGUGGAGGACGUUUACCUGCCCAAGGACUCGGCCAAGGGAGGGCACAGGGGGUUCUGCUUCGUGACGUUCCUGGAGGAGGAGGUGGCAGCCUUCGUUGCCAAGAGGCAGCAUGAGAUCUGCGGCCGCACCGUGGCAGUGGAGAGGGCAACGCCACAGGAAGGCGCUCCCCCGCCACCCCCCUCCUCCGCCGCGUACCUGCCCUCCGCUUAUGCCCCUGCCCCCUCCGACCCCUCCUUGGGGGCCUCCUCAGGGCCCAGGAGCCCGGGGGGAGCAGCAGCAGCGGCGGCGGCAGCGCAGGGGUAUUACAUGGCAGCAGCGCAGCAGGCGUAUGGGCAGGCGCCUGCUCCUGGGGCUGACUACGGGCAAGCUGCGGUGAGUGUUUGCCUUGGGGGUUGCCAUGCUGUGUCCGCGACUCCGCGCUGGUUGUCGUCCUGUGCCAGCACGGCAUAUCAGAGAGUUUGA